AUGAUAACAAACAAAGAUUCAAAAUUAACAUUAUGGGGAUGUAGUAGUCCAAAUGUAGUUAAAGUUAGAUUAUUAUUAAAAGAAUUGGGUUUAGAUUAUGAAUUUAAAUUGGUUGAUUUACCAAAUGGUGAACAACAUUCUGAAGAAUUUAAAAAGAAUGUAUCAAUCAAUUCAAAGGUUCCAGCUCUUAGAGAUGAUUCAUUGGAAGAUGGUUUUAUCAUUAUUGAAUCUUGUAACAUUCUUUUGUAUCUUGCUGAAAAGUAUGCUAAAUUUAUUCCAAAUGAUACUCAAGGUCGUUUUGAUACUUUUUUUUGGACUUUUUGGCAAACUAGUGUUCUUGGACCAAACUUUGGUAAUAUGAAUUAUUUCAAUAUAUUUGCAGAGACCAAGGUACCAUUGGCAAUUGAAAGAUUUACAAAUGAAACUCAUAGACUUUUCAAUGUUUUAAACAAGAGAUUGGAUGGUAGAGAUUAUGUUGUUGGUGAUGAAAUGACUAUUGCCGAUUUUGCAAUCUAUCCAUGGGCAAGAAAUGUUGUUAGAGUGCCUGGUUGGAGUGAAGAGUUUCCAAAUGUCGUUAGAUACAUUGCUACGGUUAGAGCUAGACCUGCUGUAAAGGAAUUUGAAGAGUUGGAGGCUGCCUUGCCAAAGAACUUUGAUUUCACUCCUGAACAAAAGGCUUUUUUGUUUAAUCGUUCAAAUUAA
This is a messenger RNA of Cavenderia fasciculata, 702 nucleotides long. RefSeq names its product putative glutathione S-transferase. The coding region runs from base 1 to 702 and encodes 233 amino acids. The transcript is spliced from 3 exons. The record is from RefSeq and is a predicted model, not a curated record. NCBI's taxonomy places the organism in Eukaryota, Evosea, Eumycetozoa, Acytosteliales, Cavenderiaceae.